UAGUUCAAAGUCGACCGAAGGUGGUAUAAAAAGAAAAACAGCGGUGUACAAGCCAGUUACUUUACUCUUUUAUUGUUUUGUUUAGUUAAAUUUUUCGUCAACAUGGUGUCAGGAAUCGUUGCUGGCAGGUUAGCUAUUGUAACAGGUGCCGGAUCUGGGAUUGGGCGUGCCACAUGCCAGGUCCUUUCUCGAGAGGGUGCAACAGUCAUUGCAGCGGAUAAGAACUAUGCCGCAGCUGAGCAGACUAUAAAAAACCAUGCAGCCCUUGCUAGUGGGUUUAAUGACGCAGGAGACCAUUCGGCUCUCGAACUUGACGUAUCAGACUCUAAAUCAGUGAAACACGCCGUCCAGAAAACUUUAGAGCAAUAUAAGGCGCCGGCUACUAUAGUAGUGAACUGCGCGGGCAUUACAAGAGACAACUGGUUGCUGAAACUUUCUGAAGAGGACUAUAGCAAGGUGCUGGAUGUCAAUCUCAAGGGUACAUUUCUAGUGAUGCAAGCAUUCGCGCAGGCUAUGGCUGAUAAGGGCAAGCCUGGGUCCAUUGUAAACAUAUCCAGUAUAGUCGCGAAGUAUGGCAAUAUUGGUCAAACUAACUACGCAAGCAGCAAAGCAGGAGUGAUCGCCAUGACUCAGUCGGCAGCUAAAGAAUUGGGCAAAUUCAAUAUUAGAGUGAACGCAGUCCUACCCGGUUUCACAGAGACUCCUAUCGUGGAGACCGUCCCUGAAAAAGUAAUGCAUCAAAUGAUAAAGAUGAUUCCUUUGGGGAGAAUGGGCCAGCCUAGCGAAAUAGCGGAGGUGAUAACAUUCCUGAGCUCCGACAAGAGCUCUUUCGUCACCGGCGCAGCCGUCGACGUUACGGGCGGUUUCUAGAACCUUCUAACCCUUCCAUCGCUAAAGACGAUCGUUUAUAUACAGGGUGAAAUAAAAUGGACCAGGUCAUAAUGAACAAUUUUGUUAUGGGACCGCAAACUCGAGUCUAAAUCACUCCGGCAAGCCGUCACUCUAGUUUGCAAUAUUUAACUUCCAAUGUAUAUUAUUGUUAAAACAAAUUAAAAAUGUGCCACAGAUCAUUCGAAAGGGGGUAGAAGAAAAAGUCUAUUAUGUAACCUCCAUCCGAAUAUUUCCUUUAGCAACUAGCCUUUUAUAACUGGUGCUGUCAUCUAUAAAUAACCAGAUUAGUUUGUUGUAAUCAAGCCGAUAAAUUUCGUUUGUCCCUUUCUAUCACACCAAUACGCCUGAAAGGGGCAAACGAACUUUAUCGGCUUGAUAACUUUAGUGACGUUUAUGAAUAAGAGGAUAAGUGUAUAUGUAUAUUGGUUCAAAAAUAUUGCUUUGUUCACAAUUAUUAUUAUUAUAAAAGUGCCUUUAAGAUAAUAAUUAAUCUUAAAACGUGUUUUAUAUUUUUACUACGCAGAGUUGUAAUUUAUUCUAGUCCAUAUCAUUGUUAUAGAACAAAUGAAGAUUAUCAACUGAACAUUGCUUUUUAAAGCCAGGGGUACACUAGGAAACAACUGCGGAAAAGAUCUGGAAAUUAUGAUUAUCAAUUAUUAACAGUAGUUUCUUAUACAUACCUACACCUUCAUAAAAAUUAGUGGAGACUAGAUUUUUUAAAUCAUUGUACCAAAAAAUGGCCAUGGGCAAUUAGCAAACAUGCAGAAUUACAGACAUUAAACGUCGAUACUAACUCUACAUUAUCCCAUAAAUCUUUGCGAAAAUCAGGAAGGUUUAGCGGCUCUGGGCUUUAGUUCUAUUAUAUUGGCUACUUCUCACGACAUCAUAGGCUUCGAAAGAAGUCUUUUAGUGUAUCCCCAGCUUUAAAUCUGUGUAUUUUUAUAUAAAUCAUUGACGGCGUUGUAUAGACGCUUAGCUAAACAUUUCAAGCUCAAAUAGCCUAACUAGUCAAUAAUCAUUGAUAAGAUAUUUUUGAAUGUUUUAUAUAUUGGCAGAUAUUUUGUAACACUGUAUCUACUUAAAUGUGUAUAUUUCGGGAACUUUAUUUAUAAGCAGAAUGAUAAUAUGUUUAGGAAUAUUAAAAUGGUGUUUGGCAUUUGUUUCUU
This is a messenger RNA of Leguminivora glycinivorella, 2057 nucleotides long. Its product is annotated as estradiol 17-beta-dehydrogenase 8-like. Lineage: Eukaryota; Metazoa; Arthropoda; Insecta; Lepidoptera; Tortricidae. The transcript is spliced from 7 exons. The coding region runs from base 103 to 870 and encodes 255 amino acids. Gene Ontology annotation, molecular function: oxidoreductase activity, acting on the CH-OH group of donors, NAD or NADP as acceptor. The record is from RefSeq and is a predicted model, not a curated record.